UGAUCGGUCGCUCAGCGCCAUGGACAAUCCUUUGCGAUUGACAGAUCUGGUGUUUGGUGUCAUCUAUUUGUGCACCUAUUUCUUGAGCAAUGGUCCUAUUCUGAACUUCGUCGACCAAGUUGGUCUGAUUCUUUUGAUUGCUGGCGUUUUGGUGUGUCUGGGUAUCUCCAUCAAGAUACGCCUCAUCGGACAGAUGCGUUGGACCUUAGCGAAGAAAUUCUUCGAAAGUGUGAUGAACACCUCUGUUGGCACGGGACGGAGUGACGGGAUUGUAGGGCAGAUUAUUGGCACGAUCAUCAGCUCGGUGGUGAUGGUGACACUUGCUCUGACCCUCGGUUUGUUGGGCGCUGUCCUGGACAUUGCUGUGGAACUCCUCAGCGUGCUGGCCGUGCUGGUGCCCUUGGGGCUGCUCCUGGGAAUCCAAGUGAAACGUCGCAUGGCACCGGCCAUGCUCGAGGUGAUUUGCCCCAUACUGGGGCGCUUCGGCUUCUUCCUCCACCUCGCCUUGUCCGCGCGACUUCUCAGAGGACAUUCCCGGAGAAGCGCCUGACGGCAAAGUCGUGGCGCUGGAGUGGUGAAAAUGUGGAGCUGCGAGCGGC
Cladocopium goreaui is the source of this 599-nucleotide messenger RNA. NCBI's taxonomy places the organism in Eukaryota, Dinophyceae, Suessiales, Symbiodiniaceae. The record is from the annotation of a GenBank genome assembly.